AUAGUGAUGUGCGAAAAGGCAGCGGUUGAUAAAAUUUUGGUCACAGUGAUCAGAAGGAAUUUGAGAAACCAGCUUUGGCGAAUCAACAUUUUGACUAGGUUUUUUGUACAUCUCCCUAGCUAGGUUUCCAAAUGGCUCAAUGCGUAAUCACAGCAAAAUACCCUCCCCACAUCGACCCUACGAAAACACCUCUAGCAUACGGAGACCGGGCAUUACCAAGACUGAACCGUGAAUUACAGGAUGAAAAUCUCCUGACCCGACAAAGAGCAGUGUUAUCGUUAUGUGACUAUCUUCAUGACCCAGAACACAUAGCAGAGGCUCUCAGAACAGGUGUAAUUCAGAGUCUCAAAGAUCUACUCAUAGACUCGGAUGUUACUGUUCGACAAAAAUCCACUGAGUGUUUGUAUGUCAUAGCAGGCCAUGAGGUUGGAAGAGAGGCUUUUCUGAAGUUUGGUAUUAUCAGUCCCUUGUCAAUGCUCUUUGAUGACUCUGAGGACAUUGCAAGAAAAAAUGCUCACAAAGCUAUGGAGAUGAUAUCAGAGACACCAAUGGGAGCAGACGGAAUUGUAGGUGAAAACUUAAUAGACAAGUUGGUGGACAAGUUACCGUCAGAGCAUGAUGAGAUAAAGGAAUUGAUCCUGGACACAUUACACUUCUGCAUGCGUGUGGACACAAAGAUGACUCUGAUGAGUGGUGCCAUGAAAGUGUUCACUGACCUCCUCGCCCAUGGGCUGCCCAGCAUCAGAGCCAAAGCGGCCCGAGACAUCAUGGACUUGAGUGUUCCAUUAGAAGGCAAGAACUUGGCUGUUGAAGUGGAAGCUGUCAGGAAGCUGGUGGAACUGCUAUCAGACUCUGAUCCUGAUGUCAGGGCUAAUGCUGCCGGAGCUCUAGCUAUGAUAACAAUCACAACAAAGGGCAAGUAUACAGCAAUAAAAGCAGAAGCUAUUGGUGCUUUGGUAAAGCUUGUUGAUGACCCAACCAGUGAAGUUCGCCUCAAUGCACUGAAGGCCCUAACCUGUUUAUCUGAAGCCCCAGAAGGUAGAGAGGUGCUGCUCACGCAAGUAGAAAAGAUUGAAGCCCACCUUAGUGACCAUAUCCCUGCAGUAGUAAAGGCUGCCACCAUCGCUGUGAAAGUCAUAACAUGGAAACCAUAAAUAAGGGCGGAAUGCUCAGCUCAUCCUUCUGAAAUAUAGUACAUAUUUCAGAAUUGUGUAUGUGGUUUCUUGAUUUGUAGGAAAGUUUCAUUCUUUGUUCACACAAAAUUACAUUUGUACAUGAAAAUAAAUGCAGACAAAAAAUGUGAGUUAAUGUAUACAUGUAUAAAUAAUUUAAUCAAACUACUUGUACAUAAUGUGUAUAUUUAAUAUCUUGUACACUUUAAUCUACCAUAUGUAUUGUAAUCUACCAUUUGCAUUCUACAGCUGUGAAUAAA
This is a messenger RNA of Liolophura sinensis, 1432 nucleotides long. Its product is annotated as radial spoke head 14 homolog. NCBI's taxonomy places the organism in Eukaryota, Metazoa, Mollusca, Polyplacophora, Chitonida, Chitonidae. Gene Ontology annotation, molecular function: protein binding. The record is from RefSeq and is a predicted model, not a curated record.